Molecule: messenger RNA, 1467 nt
Organism: Agrilus planipennis (emerald ash borer)
Lineage: Eukaryota; Metazoa; Arthropoda; Insecta; Coleoptera; Buprestidae
Gene: PIG-U
Product: phosphatidylinositol glycan anchor biosynthesis class U protein
Exons: 5
Coding region: 158-1450 (430 amino acids)
Biological process (GO): attachment of GPI anchor to protein; protein localization to cell surface
Cellular component (GO): membrane; GPI-anchor transamidase complex
Source: RefSeq, a predicted model, not a curated record
CUAAAAUUAUUUUACGUUAUAAACAUAACCAAAUUAUUGCUGUGUAUUAUUUUUACCUAAGUAUCAAUGUCUCCAAAAUAAUAAAAAGUUAAAGAAUUGUGAAAGUGGCUUUCUAGCAAAAUAUAUAGUGAUAGUUGUUUAUGGUUCUCUACAUAAUAUGCCGAGGAAUAUUACAUUAAUUUUAACUAAUUAUUUCGUUGGUAUAGCUAUUAGAUUAUGGCUAUUCUUUAUAGACUACAACACAAUAUUUAUGAACAGAGUAGAAAUAUCAACUCCACUUAAUUCUUGGAGAAGAGUCGUUGAAGCUAAUUAUAUUUCCAAGAUUUCUAAUUCUCCUAAUCCCUAUGAGAGUGACGUUAUUUAUGAACCACCUCUAUAUCAUAUGUUUUAUAUGGUAUUAUCAAAUUUAUUUGGAGAACAAAUAUACUUGAUGUUUAUUAUCGCUGAUAUAUUGACAUCAUACUGUUUAUGUGUUGCUGGCAAGAAGUAUCUGGAAACAUUAUUUAAAAAGGAAAUAAGCAACAUAGAUGAUUACUUGCCCGAUGCUGUUAAUUUCAUAAUUAAAGAGCAAGAAAUAGAAUCAGUUGAUGUCUACAUUGUAGCAGCCUAUAUGUUGAAUCCAUAUAUAAUUUUUAAUUGUGUAGGAUAUACUACUACAGUUUUUCAGAACCUCUAUUUAGGCUUGUUUUUUGUUGGAAUUGUUAAAAAAAAUGUUUUCUUGGCAAGUAUAUCAUUAGCAGCAGCCAUAUCACAAUCCUUUUAUCCAAUAUUGUUGUUGGCGCCUUUAUUUGUUACCUUUAAUGAUAAAAGAUUUAAUGCUACAUUGGUAACAACACUGACUUUAAUAAUAUCAGGUUUAAUCUUAAUUAUUUCAAGUUUUUUAAACCCAAAAUGGUCAUAUCUAAAUCAUAGUUUAAAAUUCAUCUUGUCUGCACCAGAUUUCACCCCAAAUAUUGGUCUGUUUUGGUAUUUCUUUAUUGAAAUGUUUGAACAUUUUCGUACGCUGUUCAUAUAUUCAUUCCAGUUAAAUGUUAUAGCUUUAUAUGUAAUUCCCCUUACAUUGCGUUUUCGUCAAGAUCCUGUAUUACUGACUACUAGUUUACUAGGGAUAAUAACAAUAUUUAAAUCUUAUCCUAGUCUUGGAGAAGUUGGAUUUGUGUUGGCAGUUUUGCCUUUUUGGAAACAUUUACAAUUUUAUAUGCAGCAAGGCUUGCUUACAUCUGUAUCUUUUUUCAUGGUGACACUAUUAGCUCCCACAGUGUGGCAUCUCUGGCUGUAUUCAGGUUCUGCAAAUGCCAACUUUUAUUUCGGAGCUACCUUAGCUUUUGCCACAGCUCAAAUAUUUAUGCUGACUGAUUUGCUUUUUGCUUAUAUAAAACGAGAAUACAUAAUAAAAUACGGUUGUGUGAAGGAAUGUGACGGACAAGAAGCAGUACUUUUAUUAGAAUAAACAGAAGUUUUGUUGUA